AUGAUAGUGAUGAGUUUAGAAAAUUUGCCAUCUUUAUCGAAGCUUCAAGCUUUGAAGAAAUUGGACCUUGGAAGAACUUCAAUCAAGGAAAUCCCUCAAGGUUUGGAAAUGUUGGUAAAUCUUCGAUAUCUCAAUCUUGGAUUUACUGAUAAUUUAGAAGAAAUCCCUAGUGGAUUAUUGUUGAAAUUGUGUCGUCUUCAGUGUUUGGCAAUACAUCCAGCAUCAACAGGAGCGGAAGAGAUAAGGGAAUUGAACAAGUUGGAAGUUUUUGGAGGUUGCUUUAGUAACUUGGGUGACUUGAACACGUAUUCUAGUCAGAGAAAAGGACUUCGUAAAUACUUCAUUUGGGUGAGUCACCUGAGUUUUCAUGGUUUAAUGGAUCAUAGUAAAAUGGUUGGAUUUAAGGGUUGUGAUAUUAAUUCUGUAGAUGGAAUUAUACUUCCGUAUGAUAUUCAGAAAUUAGCAGUUGUUGAAUGCAAAGGUAUGAGAAGUUUAAACGAUAUUUGUGGAUUGAAAGAUGCAACUGAUUUGAAGGAAUGUACAUUUAACAAAUGUGAGGAGUUGGAGUCCAUUUUUUCAUCAGGUGGUCAACUUCAAACACUUGAGUCACUAUAUCUAAGUAGUUUGCACAAUUUGAAGGCUAUAAUUGGAGAGUCAUUAAUAGAGAUCAUUGUUGAGGAUUGUAAGGAAAUGGUGGAAAUAAUAGUAUCAGAGGAAGAAGGAAUGGGUACCAUCAAAUAUUCUCUUCCCAAAUUAAGGAUAUUGCAUUUGGAGAAUUUACCAGAAUUGAAGAGCAUUUGCAGUAAAAAUGGAUUAAUGGUUUGUGAUUCUCUCCAACACAUUCUUAUAUGGAAUUGUCCAAAGCUAAAGCGGAUUCCUCUGUAUCUUCCCCUGCUUGACAGCCUUGAUAAGGAAAAACCGUCUGCUCCUUCUCUCAAGGAAAUCCGCAUGUAUCCAAAAGAAUGGGGGGAAUCAGUGGAGUGGGACCAUCCCCAUUCAAAGACUGUCCUUGUACCCUUCCUCAAGUUCUGGGAUGACCACAACGACCAAUGGAAGCAAGCUGUUUGA
Molecule: messenger RNA, 1068 nt
Organism: Durio zibethinus
Lineage: Eukaryota; Viridiplantae; Streptophyta; Magnoliopsida; Malvales; Malvaceae
Source: RefSeq, a predicted model, not a curated record